Molecule: messenger RNA, 1008 nt
Organism: Suncus etruscus (white-toothed pygmy shrew)
Lineage: Eukaryota; Metazoa; Chordata; Mammalia; Eulipotyphla; Soricidae
Product: malate dehydrogenase, cytoplasmic-like
Exons: 1
Coding region: 1-1008 (335 amino acids)
Biological process (GO): tricarboxylic acid cycle; malate metabolic process; oxaloacetate metabolic process
Cellular component (GO): mitochondrion; cytosol
Molecular function (GO): L-malate dehydrogenase (NAD+) activity
Source: RefSeq, a predicted model, not a curated record
AUGGCAGAGCCCAUCCGAGUCUUGGUGAGUGGGGCUGCGGGGAAAACCGCGAAUGCCCUGCUGUACAGCAUCGCCAGAGGAGCUGCCUUUGGGAAAGAGCAGCCAGUCAUCCUGCGACUCCUGGACGUUCCCCCCAUGAUGGACGUCUUGCAGAACCUCGUCACGGAGCUGCAUGCUUGUACCCUGCCCCUCCUGAGGGAUGUGGUGGCCACAGAUGCAGAGGAAGUGGCCUACCAAGACCUGGACGUGGCCAUUCUGCUGAGUUCUGUGAGCGUUAAAGUGGGCCGGGAAGCCAAGGAGCUACUUAGAGACAACGUAAAGAUCUACCAGGCCCACGGCAAGGCCUUGGACAGAUUCGCCAAGAAGUCUGUUCUGGUGAUCGUGGUGGGCGACCCCGCCAAUACCAACUGCCUGGUUGCCUCCAAGUGGGCGCGGUCCAUCCCCUGGCAGAACUUCACCUUCCUGACGCGUCUGGACCAGCAUCGAGCUCAGGUUCUAAUUGCCCGGCGGCUCGGGGUGCCGGCUGCUGACAUCCAGAACAUCAUCAUCUGGGGCAACCAUGCCUCCAUGCUGUACCCAGAUGCGUCUCAGGCCAAGGUGAGAGUACGGGGACAUGAGGUGAGUGUGUGCGAUACUCUGCAAGACGACAACUUCUUAAAGAGAGACUUCAUUGCCAAAGUGCAGCAGUGUGUGACCGCCGGCAUCAGGAGUUACCAAGCGCCCAACUCCAUGGCCACUGCCAAAGCCAUCUGUGACCACGUGAGAGACCUGUGGUUCGGCACCCCGGAGGGACAUUUUGUGUCCAUGGGUGUGAGUUCCAAUGGCAACCCCUACGGACUCCCUAAUGGCCUGUUCUACUCGUUCCCAGUGACCUUAAAAGAGAAGACGUGGAAGGUGGUGGCCGGGCUGCCCAUCAGUGACUUCUCCUGUGCUAAGAUGGAACUUGCUGCAAAAGAACUGAUAGAGGAAAAGGAAAUCGCGUUGGACUUGCUUUACUUUGAGGGAUAA